Messenger RNA from Vitis riparia (riverbank grape), 1041 nucleotides. Its product is annotated as zinc finger protein ZAT10-like. The record is from RefSeq and is a predicted model, not a curated record. The transcript has a single exon. Gene Ontology annotation, molecular function: DNA-binding transcription factor activity. NCBI's taxonomy places the organism in Eukaryota, Viridiplantae, Streptophyta, Magnoliopsida, Vitales, Vitaceae. Bases 131 to 832 code for a protein of 233 amino acids.
AAGACCAUACCACUCCCUCACUCAAAUUCAUUCAUCUCAAAUCUCACCAGUCCUUCAGAGUUCCUCAACCCGCAUACCUUUUCUCUCAGUGUUUCAGUGUUUCUCUCUGCCUACUUCAUCUCCCUCUUUCAUGGCUCUGGAAGCUCUCAACUCACCAACCACACCCACGCCUUCCUUUCACUACGAGCAACCCAGCCUCCACUCUCUGGAGUCAUGGGCCAAGCGCAAGCGUUCCAAGCGUCCUCGCUUCGACAACCAACCUACAGAGGAAGAGUAUCUGGCUCUCUGCCUCAUCAUGUUGGCUCGAGGAGGCGCCGCCUCCUCCACCGUCUCACACCGCCGCCAUCUCUCUCCCCCUCCUGCCCUGCAGGUGGAAGCUCCUAAACUCACAUACAAAUGUUCAGUUUGUAACAAGGCCUUCGCAUCCUACCAGGCACUAGGGGGACACAAGGCCAGCCACCGUAAGCAGUCCGGAUCCGAUGACCUGUCGGCCUCCAUCACCACCACAAGCACCGCGGCCGCUGCCAGCGGUGGUAGGACUCAUGAGUGUUCCAUCUGUCACAAGACUUUCCCCACUGGACAGGCUUUGGGUGGACACAAGCGAUGCCACUACGAAGGCGGCGCCAGCGUCAGCAGUGGCGUUACCUCGUCCGAAGGUGUGGGGUCAACCCACAGCCACCGUGACUUCGACCUCAACCUGCCGGCCUUUCCCGAAUUAUGGUCCGCACGUCGAUUCCCAGUCGAUGACGAGGUCGAGAGUCCUCUGCCGACAAAGAAGCCCCGUCUCCAGAUGCUGCCGCCAAAAACCGAAGUCUCUCAAGAUCACCAUUAGAUUUCCAAAUUUAGGAUUAGUUUCUUUCUUUCUUCUCUAGAAAUGACCAUUGAAAUUCGUGUAUUUUUUUUUUUUUUUCCUUUUAGCUCCCCUCGAUUAGAAUUUGUUUCUCCUGUACAUGCUAUCUGAACUCGUAGUUGUUCAGCUGUGAUAGUGAUUAUUCAAUUGAUUGAUUUUUUAUUAAAAAAAAUUAAAGCUCUCAUGUGUCC